Tupaia belangeri chinensis (Chinese tree shrew) is the source of this 2712-nucleotide messenger RNA. It is a transcript of the gene GPR85, whose product is annotated as G protein-coupled receptor 85. The transcript is spliced from 3 exons. Bases 282 to 1394 code for a protein of 370 amino acids. Gene Ontology annotation, molecular function: G protein-coupled receptor activity. Gene Ontology annotation, cellular component: plasma membrane. Gene Ontology annotation, biological process: G protein-coupled receptor signaling pathway. NCBI's taxonomy places the organism in Eukaryota, Metazoa, Chordata, Mammalia, Scandentia, Tupaiidae. The record is from RefSeq and is a predicted model, not a curated record.
UAUUGAGAGCUCCAUUUCUGGAAAGCGUUGCAACACUGAAGAAUAUCAGACUGCGAAUCACCGGGAACGGUUCCCUUGCAGCACAGAAGCAAUCUCUCUCCCUAUCUUCGCAUAUUCUGAUGGCAAAUCAAAUAGAAGAAGAGAGGAAGCAUGACUGCAGAUCGGAUCAGUUCUCUUUGUGGAUUACAUUUUCAGUAAAAUGUAUGGAUCGAUCUUUUCCUUGUUCUUAUAUCUAGAUCAUGAGACUUGAUUGAGGCUGUAUCAUUAUCCUCCAUCCAUCUAUGGCGAACUAUAGCCAUGCAGCUGACAACAUUUUGCAAAAUCUCUCGCCUCUAACAGCCUUUCUGAAACUGACUUCCUUGGGUUUCAUAAUAGGAGUCAGCGUGGUGGGCAACCUUCUGAUCUCCAUUUUGCUAGUGAAAGAUAAGACCUUGCAUAGAGCACCAUACUACUUCCUGCUGGAUCUUUGCUGUUCAGAUAUCCUCAGAUCUGCAAUUUGUUUUCCAUUUGUAUUCAACUCUGUCAAAAAUGGCUCAACCUGGACUUACGGGACUCUGACUUGCAAAGUGAUUGCCUUUCUGGGGGUUUUGUCCUGUUUCCACACUGCUUUCAUGCUCUUCUGCAUCAGUGUCACCAGAUACCUAGCAAUCGCUCAUCAUCGCUUCUAUACAAAGAGGCUGACCUUUUGGACGUGUCUGGCUGUGAUCUGUAUGGUGUGGACUCUGUCUGUGGCCAUGGCGUUCCCCCCAGUUUUAGACGUGGGCACUUAUUCAUUCAUUAGAGAGGAAGAUCAGUGUACCUUCCAACACCGCUCCUUCAGGGCUAAUGAUUCCUUAGGAUUUAUGCUGCUCCUUGCUCUCAUCCUCCUAGCUACACAGCUUGUCUACCUCAAGCUGAUAUUCUUUGUCCACGAUCGAAGGAAAAUGAAGCCAGUCCAGUUUGUAGCAGCAGUCAGCCAGAACUGGACUUUUCACGGCCCUGGAGCCAGUGGCCAGGCAGCCGCCAAUUGGCUAACGGGNUUUGGAAGGGGUCCCACACCACCCACUCUGCUGGGCAUCAGGCAAAAUGCAAACACCACUGGCAGAAGAAGGCUAUUGGUCUUAGACGAGUUCAAAAUGGAGAAAAGAAUCAGCAGGAUGUUCUAUAUCAUGACUUUCCUCUUCCUAACCUUGUGGGGCCCCUACCUGGUGGCCUGUUAUUGGAGAGUUUUUGCAAGAGGGCCUGUAGUACCAGGGGGAUUUCUAACAGCCGCUGUCUGGAUGAGUUUUGCCCAAGCAGGAAUCAAUCCUUUUGUCUGCAUUUUCUCCAACAGGGAGCUGAGGCGCUGUUUCAGCACAACCCUUCUUUACUGCAGAAAAUCCAGGUUACCAAGGGAACCUUACUGUGUUAUAUGAGGGAGCUUCUGUAAAUCUUUAGCCUUGUGAAACACUGACCUUCUCUGCUAAGCAAUUGUGGCCCAUAGCCAUAUCUUGAGAAGAAAUUCAAGAAUGGGAUCAGCGGAUAUAAGGAUUUGGGCAACGUUCUGCAGUCUUUGCAAUAGUUCACCUAUAAUCCUAUUUUAAAUCUUGGAGUGAUCCUGCUGACUGCUGGUGAAGGUUUGUAAUACAGAAAGGACUGAACCACUGCCCUAAGUUUCUUUAUGUGGUUGAAAACUAGAUAACGAAAGUAGCAGGUGCUAAGUAUCAGUGCUAAAUGCUGUGUAUAUCACUACAUAUGAAAAAACAUCAAAAAAAUUAGCAUUGGACAUCUUAAUAAAUUAAGUUGACAUGAGGUAAAUGUGUUGAUAAAAACUAAUUUUAGAAGUUUGAAGACUUUAAAACAUUUCAUACUCUUAUUGUUUUGCAAAGACUAAAAUAUUUGGGGACUUAAAGUACUGUAAUCCACUAAAGACGUGCCAUGAAUUAUUGGAAUAUUACACUUUCGAAAUCGCCUUGUAAGUUUGGGGGAGCAUUCCAAAGCAGUCUAUUGGUUCCAAUUGAGUUUACUUUUUUGUUUUGUAUUAAGACAUGACUAUUUCUAAAUACCACUUUCCUUAUCUACUAGUGAAAUUGCUAGCAUUGAAAUGUAUUAUGUGAGUUUCGUUGAUUUGGUAUAAAGUUUUUCCAAUUCGUUUCUAUUUUACAAAUGCUAGAUACUGGUUUGGGAGGCAACAUUAAUGGUACCAGCCGGUCACAAUUGAGCAGUUCAAAUAAUGCAGAAUAAACACAUGUUGCCUUAAAGGGUUAUCUAGUAUCCUUCAUCUUAUUUAGCAUUGGAGCAAAUAGUCAAGGGAAGUGGAAUCUGAAACUGGUCACGGUCAUGCAACUGGAAGUGCAUGGGAGAUGAUUUAAUACUCUUUUUUCCUUUUUCUUCACAUGGUUUGAAAAUGAAGGUGCACGUCACUGGAAUAAAGGGAUUUUCUUCUGAGGUGUGCUACCCAUGCUAGUGUGCUCUAAGAAGCAGGCAGUUGAUGUAUGUUUAUAUUUUAAGUCAGCUGUCAAGGGGAGACCGCAGCCUUAGUAUGACAUCCUGCACAAUUUGUGAAGCAUUUAUUCUACCGAAGGCACAGUCUUGUUUAUACUUUCUGCACAUUCAGUGUAUUGGUCGUUUCAAUUAUUUCAGUUUUAACUUGUGAAAGCUUAUAAUAUGAUUUCUGGUAUUUUAGAAAUACAUUAGAGUCUGUGAGUCACAUUCUUUAAGAAACAGAUGUGUGAACUUCAAUAUAAAGUUGCA